ACUCUUACUAGAGGGACUCUACUUUUCUAUAUAAAGUAUCUGAUGUAGGUGCAUCAAAAUCCAAAUGCCUAAGUAAACAAAUGGUUGGACAAAUUGUGAAAUUUAUCUAUUAUUUCAGUGAAAACUAUAUUUUCUUGUACGUUUAGUUCGUUAAGUAAUGGGAAGACAUAUUUUAAACUAAAAAAUGUUAAACCAAGCAGUUGUCGAUGCUCUUUACUCAGCGACCUAUAUCGAAAAUUAUUUGGAUUGUGUGGAAAAUUUACCAAAUGAUCUGCAAAGAAAAGUUUCACGUCUUCGUGAACUAGACGCGUCGUGUCAAACUUACUUACGUGAGGUUGAUCAGCAACAGGAGGUGCUAAGAGGAGAUACAGAUGUGUCAACUAGAAGAAAGGCCCUACUUCGCAUACAACAAGCAUUGAUUGCAGCCCAAGAAAUUGGUGAUGAGAAAUUACAAAUUGUAUCACAGGUCCAUGAGCUUAUAGAAAAUAAAUGCCGCCAGUUGGAUCUAGAUUAUCGUAAUUUAGAUUUUGGCAAGGAACAGGAGAGCACAGAACCAGCACGAGAAUCAAAUGCAAAUGUCAAUACAAAUACUACUGGUAACACUAGUGUUACAGAACGGCAACCAAAACGUGCGCGAAGAACAAGAACAGAAACCCUGGUAGAAUCUGCACAUGCAAUGGACAUGAUUGUCAUGACAGAAACUCGUUCAGCUACUCUUUCUAAUGCCAAUAAUUGCAACCAGAAGAAAGCUGCUGCAACAAACACUGGUAAGAAGAAGAAAAGAAAAGCUCGGCAGGGUACACAGCAGAAUCAACAUCGCGAGGAUACACCACCGCCUCCAGAAGACGAUUUGACAAUAGAUCCAGAUGAACCAACUUAUUGUCUUUGCGAUCAGAUCUCGUAUGGAGAGAUGAUUCUCUGUGAUAAUGAUCUUUGUCCUAUCGAGUGGUUCCAUUUCUCAUGUGUUUCAUUGAGUACAAAACCCAAAGGUAAAUGGUUUUGUCCCAAGUGUCGAGGAGAUAGACCUAAUAUAAUGAAACCAAAAGCACAAUUUCUUAAGGAACUGGAGAGGUACAAUAAGGAGAAGGAAGAAAAAUCGUAGCAGAAUGUAACCACUUGAAUUACACACAAACUUUCUAAAGACCAGCUCAUUAUUUUUGUUUCAAUUAAAGAUUAGAGGUUCCUAACUUGACCGUAAUUAUUUUAAACUUACAGCUUCGUUUCUUAUACAAUGUCAAAUACGUCUCUCAGUACGAUAUAGGAAUCAGUGAAAUAUUGUCAUUAGAGUUUCAGCUGCUUCGAAUAUUACUGGCAAUUCUUUUUAA
Cephus cinctus (wheat stem sawfly) is the source of this 1325-nucleotide messenger RNA. Its product is annotated as inhibitor of growth protein 1. The coding region runs from base 185 to 1102 and encodes 305 amino acids. The record is from RefSeq and is a predicted model, not a curated record. NCBI's taxonomy places the organism in Eukaryota, Metazoa, Arthropoda, Insecta, Hymenoptera, Cephidae. The transcript has 3 exons. Gene Ontology annotation, cellular component: nucleus. Gene Ontology annotation, biological process: positive regulation of DNA-templated transcription.